UCACUAGAUUUGGGGAUUUUUGCUGUCAACGAAAGCAAGCACGUCUGUCACUAAUAAGAAAAUGGAUUUGAAUAUUUGUUGAUUAUUGUUAAAAUGGAAAUAGUAAAUGCAAAUAGUGCCACUUUGAGUAAUUUUGAGGUUAUGAAGCACCUGCAGAAAGUCAAAGACAGCAGAAAAAAACAUAAGGGUCAGUUGGCAACGAUAACGUAUGAGACUUUACGAUACUUGGAAAAUACUCCUUGUGCACAACAUAGUCCAGAAGCAAUGACUCAGUGCUUGAGAGAAUUAGACGGUUUCAAUUUAAACAAAAACGAAAAACUGAUGUUGAUAAACUCGCCCCCGACGACGGCACUUGAAAUUCAAUUAAUGAUUGAAGAGAGUGAGGAACGGCUGAGUGAAGAACAAGUGCAAAAAAUCUUGACCAUCAUGAUCCAAUAUUUCCCUCAUAUCCAGAAACCCCAGGAAGCCGAACCCCAAGAGCAAGACUAAUCUUAGAAAAAAAAUAACAUGAAAAACACACAACUGUAUUGAUAUAAAUACAUAAUUAAAUAAA
Molecule: messenger RNA, 553 nt
Organism: Zophobas morio
Lineage: Eukaryota; Metazoa; Arthropoda; Insecta; Coleoptera; Tenebrionidae
Gene: Polr3I
Product: DNA-directed RNA polymerase III subunit RPC9
Exons: 4
Coding region: 94-489 (131 amino acids)
Biological process (GO): transcription initiation at RNA polymerase III promoter
Cellular component (GO): RNA polymerase III complex
Molecular function (GO): nucleotide binding
Source: RefSeq, a predicted model, not a curated record